GAGCUCCGUUCUUUUUUUCGGUCCUGUCUGUAACAUAUUGGAGCUGCGGUGGUACGCGAAUUUCAGUUCUGUCCCAUAGCAUACAGCAUAGUGCGGUAUCAGUUCAACCAAAUCGGAAUUCAUUAGUUAGUUCUUAAGACUUUAGUAACCAUUGCGUCGCACAAAUCGUGUCAGUCAGUAAAUUGGCAGUCAAUUUUUCCCUCUUCCCUCUGGUGAACCUGUAAGUGAUUUACGAAAUAAUGUGAAAAUUUUACCGAUAAGAGAUACACGACAGAGAACCGUCGGAAUGUCAACUGCAGCGAAUUCGGAAUGUCCAAGUGAAAAAAGUGCCAUUGAUGUUGAUUUGUGAUAAAAUAAUCCGGACGUCACAAUUCAUCGGCGGCAGCAGCAGCAGCGAAUUGGUUUGGCAGCGGCGGUGCAAAGGGUUGUGGGUGCUGCGUGAAGUUUUUAUUGCCCUUUGGCUGGGCUCCCGUCAACAAAAGUAUGCCAGAGCUGGAAGAAAAAAAAAAUCGGCAUAGAAAUAGGGUAUUCGUGUAUGUGAACAUUGAAAUAGCAGCAUCUUCUUCCGAGACUGUGAUUGGGGAACGUUUCGAAAAAACGGCAAAAAUAUCAGUAUUUUUUUAACGCUGCAAAGAAGCGGAAUUCGGCUUCCAGUUAUAUCAACAGCGUAUCCGUGUGCAAGAAAGAAAAAGUUGCCGAUGCGCUCGGGGCAGUGGUGUGCUAAUAGGUUUGCCACGAGCUGAUAGAAGCGUCCGAUUAGAGCACCCGUUAAUCGCAUUCACACACACACACGGUUUGGGGCCAACUUUGGCUGUCCAGAAGAUUCAGUUCAAGAUAGACCACUAGGUCGUACGUCGCUUCCCGGUCCGAUGGAGCUGUCCUGUAUGAAACGGAAAACCGAUCAUUCCACGACCAGUUUCUACCCGACGGCAGCUGCCGAAGCAAACUUUAGCGGCCGUUAAACGCACUAAACGCUUGAACGCAACGGUUGAUAGAUCAAGCAAAUAAAAGCCGACUUCAACGAAACUUAACGGAUCCACACAACAACCAUCACCAUAGUGACUUGAUACACCGAAAACCAAUCGAGUGGCUGGCUGAAACGAACGAGUCGGGUGGGGAACCCGCGAUGCGCCUUCUGAUGCGUCAGCGCAAGAUUCUGCUCGGACUGGGCCUGGCCUGCUUUCUGCUGCUGGUGUUCUUCAAGGGUACGGAUUUGGGAGGGCGAUGUUUGCGAAGCGCCUACGGGCGCGCUUCCCCGACCGACGGCGGCGAAAUGGUACGAGAUGCGGAAAGUGAACAGGACUCGCACGGCAAAAGCUACCGCUACCACCGAAAUAUGCCGCUGAUAUUCAUCGGCGGGGUGCCCCGGUCGGGGACAACGCUCAUGCGGGCAAUGCUGGAUGCGCAUCCGGAAGUGAGAUGCGGCCAGGAGACACGUGUCAUACCCCGUAUCCUGCAGCUUCGUUCACACUGGAUGAAAUCGGACAAGGAAUCGGUGCGACUGGUCGAGGCCGGUAUCACCAAGGAGGUCCUGAACAGUGCAAUCGCCCAGUUCUGUCUGGAGAUUAUCGCCAAACACGGCGAUCCGGCACCCCGGCUGUGCAACAAGGACCCACUCACGCUCAAGAUGGGUUCGUACGUGAUUGAGCUGUUCCCGGAGGCAAAGUUCCUAUUUAUGGUCCGAGAUGGUCGGGCAACGGUGCAUUCCAUCAUUUCACGGAAGGUUACCAUCACCGGGUUCGAUCUGACCAACUAUCGGCAGUGCAUGACGAAGUGGAACCAGGCGAUCCAGACGAUGCACGAUCAGUGCAAGGAGAUUGGCAAGGACCGCUGCAUGAUUGUGUACUACGAACAACUGGUGCUGCAUCCCGAGGAGUGGAUGCGAAAAAUAUUGCACUAUUUGGACAUCCCCUGGAACAGUUCGGUGCUACACCACGAGGAGUUCAUCAACAAGGAGAACGGCGUUGCACUGUCCAAGGUCGAACGAUCCUCGGACCAGGUGAUUAAACCCGUUAAUUUGGAAGCCCUCUCGAAAUGGGUCGGUCAAAUACCGGAAGACGUGGUGCGAGAUAUGGCCGAAAUCGCACCGAUGCUUUCGGUUCUGGGCUAUGAUCCGUACUCGAACCCACCGGACUACGGCAAACCGGACUCGUACGUGCAGGAGAAUACUUAUAAGGUCCGCGCAAACCCGCAGAUGUGGGAGCACAAAGUAAAGGAACUACUUAAUCGCGACGCGAAUCCACCGAAUGCGAACCAAAAUAACAACAACAACAACAACAAUAACAACGAGGACGAGGAUGACUAUGGCAAUAAUAAGGAACGUAAAACGUGAUAUUAGAAAAAUUAGCUGGACGGUUUGUUUAUCUCUUUAUUCCUCAAAGGAAUGAAUCAAUCAAUUAACGCGGUGUGCCCACGGCGGUUGGGUUUUAGUAAAAACAAAAUAACUAACUAAACGACGACGACGACGGCGGCGGUGCAAAGGCGCUGUCGCGUCGGUUUUAAAGCAGCACAAGUAAAUCGGUGUAGUAGGCAUCAAACUUAAAGGGAGAAAAAAAAACCUAUGAACUAAGCCAGUAUCAAAUUGGCUUUACUAUCACAGAAUGAGAGCUUAAUUUUUUUGUUCCAAUCUCGCAGAAAAUUAUUCAUUAAUCGUGUUGGUCAUGUUCAGAGGGUGCCGUUUGUAGGCGACCCAGACAUUUCACCGUUGUAUUAGGUUAGGUAAAACAUGGCUACGCAUUGAAGUCAAGCCACCACCGCAUCAGCAGCAGAAGUAGGCAGUAGCAGCAGACGUGCAAAUUUUAAACUGAACGGAUCGUUAUUUUAUACAUUUUAGUAAAUACCAUCAAACAAACAAACAAAAAAAAAUACACUGAAGAAACUAAUUGACUGUAAAUAGUAUGUACCUCGUACGCAAACAAAUCAAAGAAUAUACCGGACUAUAGGAUAAGACGUGAGAGGACAGCACAUCCUUGGAAUGAAAUCUUAAGUGUAAAGAAGAAAAAACAAAACUACAAACUACCAAUUAAACACGGGGCAUAUUUUCGCUUCUUCAAUGUUGAAACAAUCCAAAAUAGGA
Messenger RNA from Malaya genurostris, 3076 nucleotides. It is a transcript of the gene Tpst, whose product is annotated as protein-tyrosine sulfotransferase. NCBI's taxonomy places the organism in Eukaryota, Metazoa, Arthropoda, Insecta, Diptera, Culicidae. The transcript has 7 exons. The record is from RefSeq and is a predicted model, not a curated record. Gene Ontology annotation, biological process: peptidyl-tyrosine sulfation. Gene Ontology annotation, molecular function: protein-tyrosine sulfotransferase activity. Gene Ontology annotation, cellular component: Golgi apparatus. The coding region runs from base 1127 to 2332 and encodes 401 amino acids.